AUAUUAAAUACAUAUUAUGCAACACAUCGUACGCUCACGCCAGCUUAACCUCGCAAAACUAGAGUCUGAAAAACGAAUGCUGCCCUAAUGUAACUAGUCGAACUAGUCCGUCACGAAAUUGCUCCCGGUUUACCCGUUUAUCUCGUUUAUACAUUAUACAUUUUAAACCCGCCCGGCUCGCGAAUGGAAGGCGAAGAUAUUAGUAGCGAGGAAGCGCUGCAGGCACGUCACCGGCAGGAGAAAAAGGAUCUCCAAGCUAAAAUCACCGCCCUCAAAAAAGCGAUACCCAAAAAUGACAAGAAGCGUAAAAAAGAAGUCACCGAAGAGAUUGCCAAGCUUGAGGACGAUCUCGAUGCACGCCACAAACAGGAAUUAAACGCGCUGAACCAGUCGGAAGUCUGUAUCAUCACCAACGAUAUCGACAAUGGCGGUGAGACGACCAACAAUCAAGAAAACAACUCAAACUCACUCAAUGAGACUGAACAUGACAUGAAUGAGGAGGAAUCUAGUCAUGGAGAAGGCCGUCUAACACGAGCCCAACGGCGUCGCAAUAAAAAGGAGAACGAGAACAAGGAGCGUAAUAAACGUAUUCAGGAACAAGAGGAAGUCAACCGCAGCGGACCUCGUGUGACCGAAUUAAAUUCGAUCAACAAAAGUUUAAAGGAACUAGGACUUCAGAUUCAUAAUGUUCCUGCAGAUGGCAACUGUUUGUAUUGUUCUAUCAAACACCAGCUGGAAGUGACCGGUCGGCAGUCGUAUAAAGUGCCAGAUUUGCGUAAACUCACCGCGUUGUUCAUUAGAGACAACAAAGACGAAUUUCUCCCAUUUAUGUACAAUGAUAAUGAGGAGCCAGUCGAUGAGCCCCAGUUCGAAAAGUAUUGUAAUGAUGUAGCGAAUACAAAACUCUGGGGCGGGCAGUUGGAAUUGCGUGCGAUUUCAAACGUGCUCAAGUGCCCUAUUAAAAUAAUUCAAGCAAUCGGCCCGCCAACGAUACAAGGCGAGCAGUUUGAUGGUGAACCGCUUAUUCUAACUUAUCAUCGCCAUCUUUAUCGGCUGGGCGAACACUACAACUCAACUAUGACCAGUGAUAAUCAGGAGCAGGAGGACGAUUGCUAACGCUGCUUCUGCACCAUGGGGUUUAACAUUUGCGGGUGUGAUUGAAUGCGAACCAAAACCGGCGGGCGUACUUUUAAGUAAAAUAAAGGAAAUAAAGUUAUUAAAAACUA
Messenger RNA from Dalotia coriaria, 1226 nucleotides. Its product is annotated as deubiquitinase OTUD6B. Gene Ontology annotation, biological process: protein deubiquitination. NCBI's taxonomy places the organism in Eukaryota, Metazoa, Arthropoda, Insecta, Coleoptera, Staphylinidae. Bases 184 to 1116 code for a protein of 310 amino acids. Gene Ontology annotation, molecular function: cysteine-type deubiquitinase activity. The record is from RefSeq and is a predicted model, not a curated record. The transcript has a single exon.